AUGGCACUCGCUUCAUACGUAUUAGGAUUUUCUUCACUUGGUUUAGCUACUAGAUGUUGGCAAUUGGCUAUAGAGAGAAGAAAUAUUUUUGAUAACUUCUGGGGACAUUUGAUAGCUGCAGGUGCAUUUGGAACAGCAGGCUUCUAUUUACACGGUGUAUCAGAAAGACAACAAUCUGCACUUUCAGAGAGAAAGCAAACACUCAUAGAUAAUAGAGAGAAGCUGCAACAAUAAUUGUAUAUUCCUUAUAA
This is a messenger RNA of Wallemia mellicola CBS 633.66, 251 nucleotides long. RefSeq lists its product as hypothetical. The transcript is spliced from 3 exons. The record is from RefSeq and is a predicted model, not a curated record. Lineage: Eukaryota; Fungi; Basidiomycota; Wallemiomycetes; Wallemiales; Wallemiaceae. Bases 1 to 234 code for a protein of 77 amino acids.